Molecule: messenger RNA, 2490 nt
Organism: Physella acuta
Lineage: Eukaryota; Metazoa; Mollusca; Gastropoda; Physidae
Product: protein sidekick-2
Biological process (GO): immune response; cell surface receptor signaling pathway
Cellular component (GO): external side of plasma membrane
Molecular function (GO): transmembrane signaling receptor activity
Source: RefSeq, a predicted model, not a curated record
AUGCCCAGGCACCGUUUAGAUCCACAUUCAGAUCCAGUUCGGUGUCUGCUGAGGAUGGCGUCGUGGUGGACAGUUGUCUUGAUUCUCCAGAUUGGUGCACUGUGGGAGUACACAGGUGCCACGUCUUGCACGACCGACGACACGUGCUACUCGUCUCUGCAUGUGGCAGGCACGUGCACGAGUGGGGUGUGUGACUGCGAGAGUGGUUUGGUGUCGACACGGACAGGAUGCAUUGGUGAGGUCAUGCCUAAAAUAGAUGUGCUUCCAAAACUCGGGCCAUCAACCACAGAUAGCUACGCAACAAUGAGUAUAGGAAGCGGAGAAGUGUUGGUAGGGAAAGACAUCAAACUUGUAUGUAACCCAAACUAUGGGGACGGGACGUUCGUAUGGACAAAAGAUAACACGCCAUUGACUGACAAAAUCAACAGUGAACUCAUUUUGACAAGUGUGAUAACUGCCAACACUGGAGACUACAGGUGUAAGAUAAAAUUUACCACCGGAGACUUCGAGACAGCCUUCAGCGCACCUGUGAAAGUUUCAGUCAUUGAUGGUGUUGCUACAAACUUUGCGAUAGCACCUCAGGUGGUUGGCAUGCCUGCACGUGCAUUCGCUGGCGCUACUCUCAACCUAAAGUGCGUCAACAUCCCAUCUGGACUGACCUUGACCUACCAAUGGUUCGUGGGUGGGGCUGUGGCGUUGGGGUCAUCUGGCGAUUCCUUAUCUGUAGCAACUCCCUCUACAGCUACAAAAUACAAAUGUGUGAUCAGUACAACUGACACGAUCAAACCUACGGGACUUCCCGCAACCAGCGCGGAGGUCACCUCACCUACCAUAGCAUCCGCGAUAGCUGGAGUUUUCUUGUCGAACAUGGACCCUAGUAACCCACCAGCAGACCCGAAUGGACCCAGACCUGACGUCCCUCCAAUAGCCUAUGCUGAAGCUGGCAGUACUGUGACGGUCUUCUGUGCGAUCAAUGACACGGAUCUCAUUGUUUCAGCAUCCGAUAUCACUAACUACGUGUGGAAGAAGAAUGGGUCACCUAUUACCGGCAAGAACACAGUAUCAUUUACAACGAACAGUCUUUCAGACUCAGACAAUGGAGCCUACACAUGCAGUGCUACGGUGAAAGGUGUUGUGUACACGUCUAAGUCUGUGCAGCUUGUUGUUGAACCUAAGCUAAUAGAAAGAGUAACUAUUGAUGUGUAUCCAACCAAACCAGUUCUGGGGGGAUUUGUCUACAUGUACUGUCUAGUCAGGACAACUGACCCUCGAAGAGUGACCUACACGUGGAAAAAAGGAGGCAAUACUUUGUUUAACAUCACUGAUGAGGCCCUACAGAUCAAUGGACUAACAGCUGCUGAUAAUGGUGUCUAUAGUUGUGAGGCUAGAGUCGGAUUGGAUUCAGACUCAAAUACAUACACACUUAAUGCUAAAAACUUGACCACUGAGACACCUGUGGUGACGUCAGAUUGCGAAAACGAUCUGUUUGGUGUGGGAAACACGUACACGCUGACCUGUGGAGAAGACUACGACUUCCCUUACCUGACUUACAGGUGGUAUAUAGGGGGAUCAAAAGUGCCAGACAAAACCUCACUGAACUAUGAGAUAACUGUGAAACCAGGGACAACCAAAUACACGUGUGAUAUUACACUGGGCUCCGACAUAUCCAAGACCAGCAGUGACCUCACGGUCGUGGCUAAACAAAUGAUAGAUAUAGUAGUCAACGUGGGCCCUGUUGAGCUGGACUCAGCCCAGCAAUACCAGCCAGUUACUGGCACCAACGCCACACUGACCUGCCUCGCCACCACAGCAGACGGUGCAUCAGGUGCACCCACCUACAAAUGGGAAAAGGGCGCAACCCUCUUGUCAUCAACAUCCGGACUCACCGUUGCUGUUACUGCUACGGUUGAUGGCGUGUAUAAGUGCACUGCUACCAUGGGAGAUGAGACUUUAACAGUCACUGUGAACGUUGCACACUCAGAUAAUAUUCAAACACCAACAAUAAACACAACAGCAGAUACCUAUGAUGCAGAUAGUAAGGAAUCGUACAGCGAGGGAGCUGACUAUGAACUAACAUGUGAAACAGCAUCGUACAGCCCUGAUAUGCAGUAUGUCUGGACCAAAAACUCUGUCACUGUUGGUACCAGUAGAGUCUACAAGAUAACAAAUGCCAACAAAACACCAGCAACUGGUGACUCUGGUACCUACAUAUGUACUGUCAAAUUGGGAGCUAAAUCAGCAACUAGUGCAGCUAAAAGUAUCACUAUUGGAGCAAAGGGUCAACCUUGUCAAUACACGGAUGACUGUGAUGGUGAGGAGUUUCGCAGUGUGUGUGAAAAAACCGCUGUGUGUGUGCUACUGGCUACACACAAGAGAGAAACACAUGUUCUGGACAAGGAAUAGUGACCAUCUCUAUGCUUCUACUUGUAUUGUGUGGGCUCAUCAAACUGAUCCUGUAACUGAACAACAGAGGACAAAAUACAGUCUAAU